Ostreococcus tauri is the source of this 882-nucleotide messenger RNA. Its product is annotated as Thioredoxin-like fold. The coding region runs from base 1 to 882 and encodes 293 amino acids. Lineage: Eukaryota; Viridiplantae; Chlorophyta; Mamiellophyceae; Mamiellales; Bathycoccaceae. The transcript has 2 exons. The record is from RefSeq and is a predicted model, not a curated record.
AUGGACCGCCGGCGUCGACGGCGGGCGCGGGCGACGUCGGCGCGCGCGACGGCGGUCGUCGUCGCGCUGGUGACGCUGACGCGGGCGAGCGCGGUGCGAGGUGGGAUCAUCGCGAAGGCGCUGGCGAAACCGGUGAAGGUGGCGUUCAGGGAGGCGCGCGAGGCGCGCGCGCGGGGGGAGGCGCCGACGCGUCGGUUGGCGCGAUGGCUCGACGCGGCGUUCGGCGAUCGAUUACCGGGUGUAGACGGCGAUGUGGGGACGCCGAGGGUGCGAACGAUCGCGACGGCGGCGGAAUCGAUCGAUUUCGAGGGCGUGGGGGAGAAUUUCGAGGGUGUGGGGACGUUCGAGGCGAGCGAUAGGGACGCGGAGACGGACUCGAGCGAAGACGCCGAGCGGUGGGAUCGAGGCGGCGAGAACGAGCACGAUGCCGUCGAGAGCGAGGAAAUGGCUCUCGAGAGCGAUGGUGCGGGUGAGGGCAUGCGCUUACUCGCGCCAGAGACGUUUGAAGACGUUAUUGUGAGCGGCGACCGCGCGCGUUGGGUCGUCGCGGCGUGCGCGCGCUCGUCGCCCACCUGUCGUGCACUCGCCCCCGAGCUCGCCAUUCUCGCUGUGGAUAGCGCGUUUACUUCCGAUGAGAACGACGGCGCGAGUUUCGGCGUGGCUUGGGUGGAUUGCUCUCCAGAGAGCGCUCGCGCGUGGUGCCGCAAACGUCUUGGCGUGAAAGCCGUGCCGCGCGUUUUGGCCAUCGCGAACGGCGUCGAACGUGCGUACGAGGGCGAGCUCAGAGGCGCAAAUAUCAUUCGAAAUAUACGUGCGUUCGCGCUCGCGUUCGCGAAGGGCGAAGGGAGUUGCGACGCCGACGCGAGUGUAGCCGGCGGUUAA